Pectinophora gossypiella (pink bollworm) is the source of this 2368-nucleotide messenger RNA. RefSeq names its product origin recognition complex subunit 3 (gene Orc3). The transcript has 12 exons. Gene Ontology annotation, biological process: DNA replication initiation; DNA replication. The coding region runs from base 120 to 2288 and encodes 722 amino acids. NCBI's taxonomy places the organism in Eukaryota, Metazoa, Arthropoda, Insecta, Lepidoptera, Gelechiidae. The record is from RefSeq and is a predicted model, not a curated record. Gene Ontology annotation, molecular function: DNA replication origin binding. Gene Ontology annotation, cellular component: nuclear origin of replication recognition complex; nuclear pre-replicative complex; DNA replication preinitiation complex.
GGCGUCAAACAAAAAGUGAGCGGCAAGAAAACAAAACAAUAACCUAAUCAAACUCAAUUACUUACGAUAAUUUCUAACUCAUAUCGCUUUUCAAUUGUUUUAUUAAAUUAAUAAUAGCUAUGGAGUCAACCGUUUCCGUUUCAAAGGGUGUAUUCUUAUUUCCAAAUGGGUAUAAAAAACAAAGCCAAUCGAAGAAGAAAUCGCAGCCGUUAUUUGAGAAGUUACUUACAAAGCAACAGUGGUACAUAACCUACAAACGAAAUUGGAAUAUUAUUGAGAGUGAAAUAAAGGAGCUGCAUAACAAGACCUACAGCAUUCUGCUCAAUGAUAUUGUCAACUAUUUGAAAUCUUUCGACACUGAUGACGAGUCUGUGCAAGUAAACGGUAUUGUCCCCAGUGCCACACUGCUGACUGGAGUCAACCAGCCAGACCAUCUGUCUCAGUUCACUGCACUUAUUGAGAAGAUUAGGAAUGAUGUGACACCACACAUAGCAAUGGUGAAUUCUGAAGAUGCUUCCACCUUGAAGCACUUAGUGGAGAAUGUCGUGUGGCAGCUCAUUCAUGGUCAUGAAGCUCUGGACAUGUCUAUAGAUGAAGAUACCAACAACAUCACAUUUGAAAGCAAAAGACUGAGGAAGAACCAAUGCACAAUGAAGGUAUUACAAAAGUGGUACACCAACAAGUACAACACACCAUCACCAAAGAAAAAGAAACACAGUAGUGUCAAACGAUCUUUAGUUAUUAUCAUUCCAGAUUUUGAAAGUUUCAACUGCAGUGUACUACAAGAUUUUGUUAUGAUUGUCAGUUCAUAUGUAUCAUCUCUUCCAAUAUUGUUUAUAUUUGGGGUGGCAACAUCUGUGUCAGCAUUGCACAAGUCGUUCCCAUACCAUGUAUCUUCCAAACUGCUAAUCCAGGUGUUUCAUUCACACUCCUCACCUGUUUAUAUGAAUCAGGUUUUGGAAGACAUCUUCUUGACUCAUCAAAGCCCACUUCAUCUGUCGGGAAAAGCAUUUGAACUAUUAAUUGAUGUGUUUUUGUUCUAUGACUUUUCUGUUACAGGCCUUGUACAAAGCAUUAAGUAUUGUAUGAUGGAACAUUACUAUGGGGACAACACAAAGUCACUAUGUUGCGAAAGAGACAGAAUUGAAGAAGCAGUCACUAAUUUAAAUUCCGAAGAUCUGGAAAAUAUUAGACAGUUGCUGUCCUUCAGACCCUAUGUUGAAUCUCAGGACAGUCAGACUCAAAUAAAGCUAUUUGAGGAUGAUAAUUUCUUUAGAGAAUUUGUAUACAGAGAAAUGAACAAACUACAUGAUUACUUAUACAGUUUUUAUAUGUGUGUAAGAUUAUUAACAGGGUUUGUCAAAGACUUACCGAGAAACCCGCUUGGAAAAUCGAUGCGCGAAAUUUACACCAAAUGUACGAUUGAUCUCGUAACUGACACGCACGAAUUCAAAGAGUGUAUGCUGUUAUUGGGGUUUCAGUCGCAAGUGAAAAUGGUUGAAGGCAUAAAAAAUGCUUUGAAAGUAAUAAAUUCUUUGCAAAACGUUUCUCCAGUGAAACCUCUGCGCUCAACACCAACAAAGAACAAUUACAACAAUAUCAAACCCAGUGAUGAUCUUGGAGAAAAUUUUGUCAAGACUGUGAGGGUGCACCUGAUGAUAUUUCUAAGGCAGAUUGAAAACGCCAACACAGAGGCUACAGUAUUGACCAAAUAUAAUACAGAUGAUGACGAUGAUGUAGAAAAUAUUCCCGGAAACAGAUACAAGUUGAAAGAGAAAUUGCUUCAAUCAACGAAAGUGGAGAAGAUUCAAUCGGAGUUCGAGAUGGUGCGUUCUCGUUUCGUGAGCUACCUGACGGAGGUCUUGGCUCGCGGGCUGCGGCCGCCGCGCUCGCAGCCGCUGCACGAGCUGCUGGUAUUCGCAGACGUGGCCGCCGUCAAGAAACAGAUCGUCGGGGCCCCGCGCGGCGCGCUCCACACCGCGCUCAGUAACCCUCAGUAUUAUUUACAGUGUUCGUGCUGCCACCUACCGACGUCGGACAGCAUGUCGGCGACGCUGCCAGACGUGAGCCUGGCGUACAAGCUGCACCGCGAGUGUGGCAAGCACAUCAACCUGUACGACUGGCUGCAGGCGUUCGCCGCUGUACUUCGCCCCGAUGAUGAAGACGAGCGUUCCGACAACCCUGAAGUGCAGACGCGCUUCACUCGCGCCGUGGCAGAGUUGCAGUUUCUAGGUUUUAUUAAAUCUUCUAAGAGAAAGACUGACCACGUUAUGCGACUUACAUGGUAAUGUUGCUAGAAUUAAAAAUCCAACAUGUUUUUCAUUAAUUUAUUGAAAUUUGAAAUAAAAAUAUUUUUUCUAAAUCAUUA